AUGGGGAGCCACGCCACCCCUGGGUUCCGGAGAAGCACAUCAGCUGGGUACCAGCUGCCCUCAACCAGGCUGACAGCCUUAGACUCCUCCACGGCCCGGGGUUGCCCUGUGGUGGGCGGGGGUCUCGCCGGCAAUCGCCAAACCCCCCAGGCCCCAAAAGCAGAGCACUUGGCACUGGAAACAAAUGGUGUGCAGCAGGACCAGCUGUGGAGGGAGCUCUUGGAGGCUGAGAGGAGGGGCCAACAGCACUGGGCUCAGCACUGGAGUUUCCUGAAAGACUAUGACCCCCUGGGCGACAAGAAGGAGCCUGUGCAGUUGCCGGAGUACGUGCCUCUCUUUUCCGACACAGUCCCCAGCUCCACGAACCGGGUGGUGGGCAGCAGGGUGGACACGCCCCUGGGGCAAACCCUCAUCGGCAUGGACUUCUUCUUUGUGGACGGAGUCCGGAAGAAGAAGCUGGAAGUCGAGCUGCAGCCCGUGUAG
Molecule: messenger RNA, 483 nt
Organism: Callorhinus ursinus (northern fur seal)
Lineage: Eukaryota; Metazoa; Chordata; Mammalia; Carnivora; Otariidae
Gene: CIMIP5
Product: ciliary microtubule inner protein 5
Source: RefSeq, a predicted model, not a curated record